AUGGGGAAUUCACCAGGGCCGCAGUGCGGGGAGCAGCCCCCAGCCGGGGCCCAGUGCCUCUCCCGGCGCGAACACUGGGACGCGCAGCCUCAGCACCCCUGGGUGGUGGGUCCUCGUCCCGGAAGCGGUCUCUGCCGGGAAAGCGUUCGGGGAGACCUCCCUGCUGCCCCACUGCGGGAUGCUCUGCCCAGCGCUGCAUCGGACGGAUGGCCAGGGAUUGGUCCGAAGGAGGAGUUUUUCCACUGUUCGAAAUGCAAUUUGUGCCUCAGCGUGAGCCUUCGUGGAAAGCACAAGUGUAUUGAAAACGUCUCCAGGCAGGACUGUCCAAUAUGUUUGGAGGAUAUUCACACAUCUCGUGUUGGAGCUCACGUUCUGCCGUGUGGUCACCUUCUUCACAGAACGUGUUACGAAGACAUGCUAAAGGAAGGUUACAGGUGUCCUUUGUGCAUGCACUCGGCUUUAGAUAUGACAAGGUACUGGCGUCAGCUGGAUGACGAAGUAGCGCAGACUCCUAUGCCCACGGAGUAUCAGAACAUGAUGGUGGAGAUCCUUUGCAAUGACUGCAAUGCCAGGUCUACAGUGCAGUUCCAUCUCCUAGGCAUGAAAUGCAAGAACUGUGACUCCUACAAUACUGCCCAGGAUGGAAGAUGCCGGCUGCCUUUGGAGGAGCAGUGA
This is a messenger RNA of Opisthocomus hoazin, 675 nucleotides long. NCBI's taxonomy places the organism in Eukaryota, Metazoa, Chordata, Aves, Opisthocomiformes, Opisthocomidae. The record is from RefSeq and is a predicted model, not a curated record.